This is a messenger RNA of Cyphellophora attinorum, 969 nucleotides long. RefSeq lists its product as uncharacterized. Gene Ontology annotation, molecular function: protein binding. The transcript has a single exon. The coding region runs from base 1 to 969 and encodes 322 amino acids. NCBI's taxonomy places the organism in Eukaryota, Fungi, Ascomycota, Eurotiomycetes, Chaetothyriales, Cyphellophoraceae. The record is from RefSeq and is a predicted model, not a curated record.
AUGACGACAGAUCCCUCGCCAGGAUCCUCCUCGGCGAUGGACGUCGAGUCUGUCGCUGCGCUCAAAAUCAUACCUCCACCGAGAAGCCUCAUAGGCAAGGGCGAAGCGGCGACAGGCCUUCACCUCCUCCAUUAUGGAACGUUCUCCGAUCUCACUAUCACGUGUCAGAGCACUACAUUCAAAGUCCAUAAAUGCUAUCUGCUCGCCAGAGGUGGUAGUUUCUUUCAGACCGCUAUCUGCGGAGAAUUCGUCGAGGGCCACACAUCCGUCAUCGACCUUCCAGAGGAUGAUCCAGAUAUACUUGCAAGGCUACUUCUGUAUGUCUACGCGGGACAAUACGAGUUUGGGUGCCCUCAGGAGUCUGGAUCGCAACUCCCUGCGCUGCGCAACAUUUCAACCACCUUCAAAUUAGAUCUUCCUCAAGUCUUCGACAUCGUCAUGGUCCACAUCAAGAUCUUCGCAGCUGCCGUAAAAUACGACAUCACUCCCCUGCGAGACCAGGCCCGGAAAUGCUUCGUUCAUUCAUUCGGUCAGAGAGCUGAGCAAGUGUGCUUUGAUAAGUUCCCUCGUCUUCAGGAUCUCAUAUCUGCGGUCUACAAUACGACGCCUUCCCACGAGAGCGAGCUUAGAGACUUGUGUGUCAUCGAGGCCAUGCACGAAAGAGAGAACUGUAAGGAAUGCAGAGACGUCGGGAGCACUACUCUGCUGGACACUUUCGAGGCUGUACCGGAGUUCUGCGCGGAUAUGGCGUGCUGCUGGUGCGAUUCUCUGGAAGGACCGGCAUACAAUUGCACGUCAUGUGAAUUCAAUGUCAAUUGGAUCAUCAGACCAUGUGCGUGCAAACGAUGGCGCGGUAUCUGCACCAAGAAAGCUUGCGUUGAGGCCCGGACUGCUACGACGGUGUGCUGCGUAUGCGGCGCCAAAGGGAGUCUGAUCCGCACGAGGGAAGUCGCGAUGAUGACGGCGUGA